AUGGACGAUUUUGUGAAACCUCAGCCUGUCGUCGCAAAAGACGUCGACACGGACGCGAAAACCGUCGAACGGCCAGUCUCGCCAGUCUCCAGAAGCGGCGACGUCAUCAGGUUUGCUUCGGAUUGGAUGCUUAAAGGUUCAAAAAUCAUUUCCAGUCCUGCUCGCGCCGUCAUGACCUUGUCGAAGUCGAUGCUAAACGCCGGUGUCUUCUCCCUUCCCUACGCCUGGAAACUCGGUGGUCUCUGGGUAAUCGGUAGAAAAUCUUGAAAAAUUGAAACGAAUUAUUUCAGGUGUCUUUCGUAACGACUUUCGUGAUAGCUGGUCUGAACUGGUACGGCAACUACAUCUUGGUCCGCUCCAGCCAACACCUUGCCAAGAAGUCCGACGUCGCUGCCUUGGAUUACGGGCAUUUUGCCAAGAAAGUCUGCGACACCAGCGACAUCCCGUUUCUCCGUCAUCACAGCAAGGGCAUUAUGUGCGAAGCUGCACAUUUUUCUGUGUUCAUUUUCGAUUUUCCAGGUACGGCGUCAACCUCAGCAUUCUGUUCUACCAGCUCGGAUUGUGCAGCGUUGCCAUCAUUUUCAUUGCCGACAACAUGGUGAGUGACCCUAAUUGUCACAAAAAAACAAUUUUGGUUUUCAGGUGAACCUGGUUGGCGAUCAGCUCGGAGGAACUCUCAGUCAGAAGAUGGUGCUCAUGUGCACGGUGACGCUGCUGCUGAUCAUGGCGACGAACAUGUUCACCGAAAUGCGCAUCGUUUCUUUUUUCGCCUUCGUUUCUUCCGUUUUCUUCGUCAUCGGUGCCGCUGUCGUCUUGCAGUACUCCAUCCAGUGAGUACUUCAUUCAUAUUUCACAUUUUUCAGAAAGAGGUAAAACUACAUGAAAAUCUGAAAAGAAUACAUUCUCUCAAGAACUUGAACCAUUUAUUGCAGACAACCGAGUAAGUGGAGAGAUUUGCCGGCUGCCACUGAUUUCACGGGAAUCAUGACAAUGUACGGCAUGACAAUGUACGCUUUCGAGGGUCAGACCAUGGUUGGUUUUUUCUUUCGACUGAAGAAGACGUUGCGACAUCCAAAUGAAUUUCUCUCUUUUCAAAAUAGAGCUGAAUCCAACAUUAUUUUUUCAUGCCAAUCUGAUGAUUUCAGAUCUUGCCAGUCGAGAACAAGCUGGAGCGGCCGGAAGUGUUUCUGGCUCCUUUCGGAGUCCUCUCCAUCACAAUGGUCUCCAGCACGGCUUGCAUGGCGGCACUCGGAUAUUUCGGCUACACUGCCUUUGGAGACUCCAUCGCAACGACUAUCACGACAAACGUUCCAAAGGAAGGGUACGUUGACCUGAUUUUGAUCAGAAUUGAAGUAGUUUUCCUAUAGCUUCUACUCGACUGUGAACGGUUUUCUAAUGAUCCAAUCGGUUCUUGGAAAUGCCAUCGCCAUGUACGUCGUCUAUGACAUGUUUAUGCACGGCUUCAUGCAGAAGUUUGGCGAUCGCUUCCCAAAAUUCCCCAAGUUUGUGUCCGAUAAGGUUUUUUAUCCUUUUAUUUUUGUUUUAACAUUCUUUUUCAAGGGAUUCCGGUUAUUCUGGGUGUUGGUGACCUAUCUGAUGGGCCGUGCUCAUCCCGAAACUGGAGAUCAUGAUGCCGUUGGUCGGUAUCACCAGUGGAACCCUCUGCGCCUUGGUCUAUCCCCCAAUUUUCGAGCUGGUCGCUUUUUGGUCUGA
Caenorhabditis auriculariae is the source of this 1713-nucleotide messenger RNA. NCBI's taxonomy places the organism in Eukaryota, Metazoa, Nematoda, Chromadorea, Rhabditida, Rhabditidae. The record is from the annotation of a GenBank genome assembly.